AUGAGCGCGCUUGUAAAUCCAUCGAUUCCAGCAGAAAUCCAAGAGGAAAUUGCUCAGUUAUAUCAUGAUGUCCCAACAUUAAAGUCUAGUUAUGAUAUUUUCGAUAAGAUCGGUGAAGGUACAUUCUCGACCGUGUACAAAGCUAAGGAUAUCAGAGGUAAAGUUACUUCUAAAUAUAAUACCCAUUUUUGGCCUCAAGCUAAUGGUAAAAAAUAUGUUGCAUUGAAGAAGAUUUAUGUGACCUCAUCGCCUCAACGUAUCUACAACGAAUUAAAUCUAUUAUAUAUGUUGAAUAGUUCCAAUCGUGUAGCACCUUUAUGUGAUGCCUCUAGGAUACGAGAUCAAGUCAUUGCAGUGUUACCUUAUUAUCCUCACGAAGAAUUUAGAAAUUUUUAUAGAGAUCUCCCUAUCAAAGGUAUUAAGAUGUAUAUGUGGGAACUACUACAAGCUUUAAAGUUUGUUCAUUCUCAUGGUAUAAUCCAUAGAGAUAUUAAGCCAACGAAUUUUUUAUUUAAUCCAGAAUUAGGUAGAGGUGUCCUUGUGGAUUUUGGUUUGGCAGAGACUCAAGUUGAUUAUCUUAAUACCCAUACUUUAGACCAAGCAGCAUUAAUGAAAGAAAAUCUAACAGGUGUAGUAGAUUCAUCACAAUCAAUGAAAAAUUUAAGAACUCAAGAAGAUUUCUGUCCAUGUAUUCUAGAUAAUUUUACUGCAUCUUAUGUAGUUCAAAACAAUGGUGGUGUAUUAUCUAUUCAAGACGGGAAAGUUGUACGUUCCAGUAAUGUAAAUGGUGUUGAUCUGACUAAAGGUUACCCUAAGAAUGAAACUCGUAGAGUGAAAAGAGCUAAUAGAGCUGGUACUCGUGGGUUCCGUGCCCCAGAGGUAUUAAUGAAAUGUAGUUCUCAAACAACGAAGAUCGAUAUAUGGUCAGUUGGUGUGAUCUUAUUAAGUUUAUUGGCUAGACGAUUUCCAAUGUUCCAGAGUUUGGACGAUACAGAUUCUCUAUUGGAAUUAUGCGCAGUUUUUGGUUCCAAAAAUAUUCGUAGUUGUGCGGUUUUGCAUGGUUUAGGCUUUGAUAUCAGUGGGUUACAUUACCUUAGAGAAGAUGCUUAUCCUCAUGGAUUAAAGGGGUUUGUAUAUGAACUGUUAAAUAAGGAAUGUGAAUCAGGUACAUUCCCAGAGUACAGUGUGGCAUUUGAAACCCACAGUUAUCUACGUCAAGAACUAUAUGAAAGAGACUCCAUUGAGCCACAGAUGUCUGACGGUAAAGCCCGUAGUCUAAAAGAUGGUUCUACUUUGAAUAUGUAUGAUGUCAAGAGAUAUCAUGACGAAUUGUGGACUGAUCAUUUUUGGUGCUUCCAAGUGUUGGAACAAUGUUUCGAGAUGGAUCCACGUAAACGGUCCUCAGCUGCAGAGUUGUUACAAAGUGCUUUCUUUAAUGAAAUGUCAGAGUCAGAUGUCAAUACAGAGAUUGAAAGCACUGAUGAUGACGAUGUUGUCAGUUCUAGUGAAGAUGAAUUAAUUGACAACGACGUGAUACUGAUUCCUGAUGAAUAG
Molecule: messenger RNA, 1554 nt
Organism: Maudiozyma barnettii
Lineage: Eukaryota; Fungi; Ascomycota; Saccharomycetes; Saccharomycetales; Saccharomycetaceae
Gene: CDC7
Product: serine/threonine protein kinase CDC7
Exons: 1
Coding region: 1-1554 (517 amino acids)
Biological process (GO): protein phosphorylation; mitotic DNA damage checkpoint signaling
Cellular component (GO): nucleus
Molecular function (GO): protein serine/threonine kinase activity; ATP binding
Source: RefSeq, a predicted model, not a curated record